ACAGCGUCCGAUGAAUAGGACGUCUCGCGGGUGCUCUCGGAUAUGUGUGCACAGUUAGCGCGCUAUCACUUGUGUUUAUAGGUCUCAGAUUAGUGCUGUUUCCCGUGAACUGCGCAUUGUAGCGCCAAGUGCGAUUAGAUAAAGACAGCAAUAUCAUUCACAGAUGUAGUCGCCGUCUCUCUCAACUGUCAAGUUCCAUAAAUUUCCACAAAAUCAGCUGAUAGCUUGUGGUAGCCGCGACUAGCUCGCUACCGCUGGCGCUAGUGACUUGAGCAGCUAUCUCCCGGCGCUCGUUCGUGUUUUUGUGUUUUGCGUCAGUCAUGAUCCGGUAGCGCGAGCAGAUGGAUGUCGCGAACACAAACGGUCCGUCGCUGCGGCUCCGCGGCGGCGUCAACAAUCACAGUGACGGUAAAAAACAUGAAUUGAAUCUGUGCACUAGUGCAAUGUCGGCGGAGACCAAGCGUCUCCUGCCGCCCACAUCGGAGACUAUCAUGACGAAGCCGUUCCCUAUAAGAGGUGAACGUGCAAACUAUGUAAACAUUCCUCAUGUGAUUGCGAUGGUGGGUCUGCCCGCUCGAGGCAAGACUUAUAUAUCUAAGAAAUUGUCACGGUACCUGAACUGGAUAGGCAUUAACACAAGGGUAUUCAAUUUGGGUGAAUACCGGCGGCAUGCGACAACCGCGUACACGAGUCAUGAGUUCUUCCGCGCUGACAACAAGGAGGCGAUGGCGAUACGACAGCAGUGCGCGCUGGACGCCCUGCACGAUGUAUGCGAGUGGCUCGUUAAAGGUGGAGAGGUCGCUGUGUUUGACGCAACUAAUUCAACAAUGGAACGGCGGCGGAUGAUUCGUGAUAUCGUUGUGAAUAAAAUGGGCUUCAAGUUAUUCUUUGUGGAGAGUAUUUGUGAUGACCCAAGGAUCAUUGAACAGAACAUUAUGGAAGUAAAAGUAAGCAGUCCGGACUACACAAACAUACAGAAUAUGGACAAUGUUCUUAACGACUUUUUACUCCGGAUAGAGCAUUACAAAGAGAAAUAUGAGCCGUUAGAUGAGGCGCUGGAAGCAGAGUACAGUUUCAUGAAAAUAUAUGACACCGGGGAGAAGGUGGUCGUCCACAAACACGAAGGACAUAUACAAAGUCGUAUUGUCUAUUAUUUAAUGAAUAUUCAUAUAGUACCUAGGACUAUAUAUUUGACCAGGCACGGUGAGAGCAUGCACAACUUGGUGGGCCGUAUCGGGGGAGACAGUGAGCUGUCUGGGCGCGGGCGGCAGUACGCGGGCGCGCUCUCCACCUACAUAGAGCAGCAGCAGAUCCCCGGCCUGCGCGUCUGGACGUCGUGGAUGAAGCGCGCCAUACAGACGGUGCGGGAUGUGCGCGCGCCGCAGGAAAGAUGGAAGGCUCUCAACGAAAUUGAUGCGGGUAUCUGCGAAGAGAUGACGUACGCGGAGAUCCAAGAGAAGUACCCUUCGGACUUCAACGCACGCGACGCUAACAAGUUCGCAUACCGCUACCCUCGGGGUGAGAGCUACGAGGACCUGGUGGCGCGCCUCGAGCCCGUCAUCAUGGAGCUGGAGCGCCAGGGCAACGUGCUGGUCGUCUCCCAUCAGGCCGUCAUGCGCUGUCUGCUCGCCUACUUCCUAGACAAGUCUGCAGAAGAACUGCCGUACCUGCACGUGCCGCUGCACACGGUGAUCAAACUGACGCCGGUGGCGUACGGCUGCCGCGAGGAGCACGUCGCGCUGCCCGUCGCCGCCGUCGACACGCACCGCGCCAAGCCCGCGGUGAUCCCCGCCCCGCGCAUCAAGCCGCCCGCCGCGCUCGUCAACGGCGACACGAAUGGCGAACAAAUCGUUGAAACUCCAUCCCAUUAACAAGUCGUAGCGAAAUAACACAAUUAUAUUCAAGCUUAAUUUAAUAAAUACACAUCCUAAGUUUGACAAAGAUUAAAGAAGGCAGUGCAUAAUCUAUGACUUGGUGGCAAAGAUUAAAAAUAUCUGUGCAUAAUCUGUGACAUGGCGUGUGUGGUAUGGCGGCGAACUUGAGACUGAUGUUAGUGAGUUUAGACAUCUAAGUCAUGUUAUCGUGUAUUUAAAAUGAAUAAAUAUGUAAAAUAUGAAAUCAAAUUUCAUCUAAAUUUAGUCCCUUUAAUCUCGAAGCAGCGCCGAGUUGCAGUGGAAGGCUUUUUAUUACAAAAAUACGCGUUCAUAGACAAUUAAGAGCAAUUGUUUUCUUAAAUGACUUAUAAGAAACUGUAAAAUUUAAGAAAAAUAUUUGUUUUAAGUGUUAUUCAAUUUUAUUUUACGGUUCAGAACAAUUUCUUUAAUAAUUUUUACCCCAUAUUUUAUUAAUAAAAAUCAUUACAGCCCAAUGUUGGUGCAAUAAAUACAUGUACAAUUUUUUUUUCAUAAUUUCUAAAUAGUUUCUGUACUUUUAAGUACAUUGUUGUUUCUAAGCUUUGUAAUUUAUUUAUUGCUACAGAUUGCUAUUUUUAUUUUAACGUGACAAUUAUUUUUUUCAGACAUUGUGACUCGGCGCUCGUAUAUUUUUUUAGGGUGUCUCGUCUCUAUUUUAUUUACCUACGACCAUUAUAAAUAUAAAUGUAUUUAACUACUUAUAUAAGUUUUUACAAAGUGGCUACAUAUAAAAUAUUGUAAUUGUUAAUAUAAUUUUUUUAAAUAUAAGCGUAUUAUAAACGGG
Papilio polytes (common Mormon) is the source of this 2697-nucleotide messenger RNA. RefSeq names its product 6-phosphofructo-2-kinase/fructose-2,6-bisphosphatase (gene Pfrx). Gene Ontology annotation, biological process: fructose metabolic process; fructose 2,6-bisphosphate metabolic process. Gene Ontology annotation, molecular function: ATP binding; 6-phosphofructo-2-kinase activity; fructose-2,6-bisphosphate 2-phosphatase activity. The transcript is spliced from 9 exons. The record is from RefSeq and is a predicted model, not a curated record. Bases 342 to 1871 code for a protein of 509 amino acids. NCBI's taxonomy places the organism in Eukaryota, Metazoa, Arthropoda, Insecta, Lepidoptera, Papilionidae. Gene Ontology annotation, cellular component: cytosol.